This is a messenger RNA of Parastagonospora nodorum SN15, 378 nucleotides long. RefSeq lists its product as hypothetical. The record is from RefSeq and is a predicted model, not a curated record. NCBI's taxonomy places the organism in Eukaryota, Fungi, Ascomycota, Dothideomycetes, Pleosporales, Phaeosphaeriaceae. Bases 1 to 378 code for a protein of 125 amino acids. The transcript has 3 exons.
AUGUAUGAGCGGACCACUCUUGCAUCAUUUCCCCACUCCGAAGUUACCAGCCGUUGUGCGGCCGAGCCAGAUUCUGCACCAGACACAGAUCACAGUUUCAACUCUUCAACAUUCACAACCAUGCAAGUCACCGCAAUCACCCUCGCCGCUUUCGCGGCCAUGGUCUCAGCCGCUCCCCAACUGAUUACCGGUACCACCGUGAUCACCCAGACCACGACUUAUUUCCACACCGUCACUGCAUAUCAGGGUGCCAAUGGUCCAGUCGUCACUAGCACCCAGACUCCAACCACAGAUGACUACCACAAGCUCUACUUUCCUGAUAUCAGCACGCCGACUCCGCUGCCGAGCAACUGGCCCAAGACUCGCUGGAUUUGGUAA